Penicillium subrubescens is the source of this 858-nucleotide messenger RNA. Its product is annotated as putative GPI anchored cell wall protein (Dan4). The record is from RefSeq and is a predicted model, not a curated record. Bases 1 to 858 code for a protein of 285 amino acids. Lineage: Eukaryota; Fungi; Ascomycota; Eurotiomycetes; Eurotiales; Aspergillaceae. The transcript has a single exon.
AUGCUGCGAAUCAAUUUCCUCCAGCUGGUCUUCGUAUCACUCAUGCUUCUAUCUCUCGCUUUCGCGACGAAGCAGCCAGUGAUCAACCAUGCCGUGCACCGUGAGUCCCAGUCUCUCCAGGACGUCCUGGCCGGCAUCAACGUGAACUCCAUUCACGAGGCCCUGCAUGCCCUCUCUCGCAAGUUCCAGGACGGCAUUUUCCCGACUGACAUGAGUGCCGCCGAGGCCCUGCAAGGUGAUGAUGAGACUAUCGCGAGCCUAGUCAGACUCGCCAAGCGGGAUAGCAAUUCCACCACGGCGUCGGUAGAUUCUACCACUACUUCCGUGCCUGUCACAACAACCAGCUCCAGCAGUGAGACCCCCACCACUACGGUGCAGACUACUACUUCCAAGUCGACCACGGAGCCAUCGACUACGUCUACUACCAGUUCGAGCUCGAGCUCGGUUCCGACUACUACCGCGGUGUCUACCACAACGACCACCAGCCAGAGCUCGUCUUCUUCGUCUUCGAGUGUGCCAAGUACUACUUCGACUACUAGCACGGUGCAGAGCACUCUCACCACCACCACCACGAGCCAUUCCACCACUUCUUCAUCAAAGACUACCUCUGCCCCUACCACCGACAGCUCUUAUACUUCCACGUAUAAGAGCACCACCACCUUGCCCGAUGGCAGCUUGAGCACCAUCACCUCAACCACUAUCGUGCAUGUCCACGCCACGGGCUCUUCUGGAAGCACGACCACCACAGGCUCUUCUCCAAGCCUACAGACCGGUGGAGCGGCCUUGACUACCACGGGCUUUACUCGUGAGGUUGUGGCUAUGCUCGGUGGCGCCAUCAUGGUCGCCAUGGCCCUGUGA